This is a messenger RNA of Schizophyllum commune H4-8, 1684 nucleotides long. RefSeq lists its product as uncharacterized. The coding region runs from base 82 to 1212 and encodes 376 amino acids. The record is from RefSeq and is a predicted model, not a curated record. The transcript is spliced from 2 exons. NCBI's taxonomy places the organism in Eukaryota, Fungi, Basidiomycota, Agaricomycetes, Agaricales, Schizophyllaceae.
GGGCAUCCCGAUGUCGAGGUUGCGCUCGCCGAGUCGCUCUAUCGUGGGUCCUCACGAGUGCGCAAAACGAACCCCCUCGACAUGAUGUACCAUAUCUUCGACGAUAAUUUGAUCCUUCGCAAGGCAUUCACCGCAACGCUUGGUAUUCCCAUCGCGCCGCUUGGCGAUCCACAACGCGAGGGUACGGGCGCGCUCUACUAUCGCAUUGGUGCCGGCGAUUGCGAGCGCAUCGUUCUCCUGACGUGCGCGCACGUCGUAUGUCUCGAUGGCUGCGCGGGGCAGGCGGGGUGCAGCGCGCGACAGGAGGUUAUCGCCCCUGGCGAACAGGCCUUCAAAGACGGCCUCGAGCACCUUCAAUACCUGAUCACCGACAGCACAAGGCGCAUACAAAAUGCGGAGGCGAACCUUCAUGAACUCGGGGAACACGUCGAGGGAGAGCCUUCAAACACCACCCAGGUGCGCGAAGUAAUGAGGGGAGCAAUUGAGUGGACGACCGCAUGGAGAGAAGAAGCGAACACCUUACGCGACACAUAUGAGACCACCCGCUCGCAGCCCGAAGAGCGUGUCAUCGGCUCUGUCCUUCACGUCGAGAAGGAUGAUGCGCCCGCUGAAGCGUACGGUUACCCUCGUGACUUCGCUUUGGUGGAGAUGUACAAGGAGAAGAUGGAUUGGUCAACUUUUCACGGUAACAAGGUGUUCAUUGGUGACAACCUCUCUUCCCAUCAGUUUCGAAGAGCACUGUUCCCCCAGGAGUAUGCCCGUUGCCAAUAUCCCGCCGACGGUCUACUGCAAGCCCGUGGUAUCGUUACCGAUGACGAGUUCCGAAACCCCCAGGGCGUCGACAAAUAUAAGAAGAAGUGCCUCCUCGUUGUGAAGACCGGCGCACUCACUGGAACGACUGUCGGCUGCGUGAACGGUCUCGAGUCUUUUACGCGCAUAUACGACGACCACGGCGCCCAUCACACCUCAACUCAGUUCGCCAUUUUAUGCUUGGAAAAGACCAUCACGGAUUUUAGCUGCUUUGCCGAGCAGGGAGAUUCUGGGUCUAUCGUACUUACAGGGGAUGGGCGCAUUGUUGGUCUGCUCACCGGUGGUGCGGGGCUUCCUGAAUCGCCCUAUAAUGCUGUAUCGUAUAUCACUCCCUACUGGUGGGUUGAGCAGCAGAUCAAGGCCAAGUUCCCUGAUUGCAGCCUCUACGACGGCCCUCGCUGAUAGCCCGACGAACCGACCGCGGACGGAGAACUACGUCGCGCCCGACGCGAAGCCGCCGCCGGGGCCCUUUGGCUGGUUCUUGGAGCUUCCGCCGGUUAAGAGCCUUUUGGAUGGGUUCCGGGAACGGUUUGGGGGUGGGAAGACGCCUGCUGCGGAGGUGGAGGAUCGAACAGAGGACGCUGCGAAGGCAGAGGGUGCUGCUGAGGCAGAUAACUAAAGUUGUCGCUAAGGCAGAGAGUUCGAUGCCUCAAACCUCAAGGGCCGAGAAUUCCGACGCUUGAGAGGCUACAUAUCAAUGCCUUGAAGGCAGAGGACCAGAACAUCUCGAGGGCAGGAAUUUGGCGUCAUGAUGUAGCUUUGUCUCCCAGUAUUCCCUGUAUGCGAGACACGAUAAGUACCUUGUUUCGACGUAGGCUUUGUUGAGGCUUUGCGAUACUUAUUCGUGUAUGCCCGGGUGGAGGCCUUGAAGGCG